This is a messenger RNA of Mytilus trossulus (common blue mussel), 6881 nucleotides long. RefSeq names its product serine palmitoyltransferase 2-like. Gene Ontology annotation, cellular component: serine palmitoyltransferase complex. Bases 141 to 1739 code for a protein of 532 amino acids. Gene Ontology annotation, biological process: ceramide biosynthetic process; sphingosine biosynthetic process. Lineage: Eukaryota; Metazoa; Mollusca; Bivalvia; Mytilida; Mytilidae. The record is from RefSeq and is a predicted model, not a curated record. The transcript has 13 exons. Gene Ontology annotation, molecular function: pyridoxal phosphate binding; serine C-palmitoyltransferase activity.
AUUGUUUCGAAAAGGAAAUACACGUCAGUUACUUUUAGAGAAAAUAUAACGUUAUAUUUGAUUGGUCAAUCUCGUGUACUUUAGUCCUAUGAAAUAAGUGUUACGAAAUUUGGUUAGAAAUUAAAGUUUAGGUGGUGAAGAUGGCUGGAAAAACGAAGCCGAAAAAUGGGAUGAACGGGAAAACUAAUGGAUUUAAUAAUUGUUAUCAAAACGGACAUAAUUCACAGAACACACCUCUGAAGGAUACAUUUAUAGAAACAUUUGAGGAAACACCUCUAUCUACAGCCAUUUUAACAUAUCUGGGAUAUGCUGUUCUGGUUGUUAUUGGACAUAUCAGAGAUUUCUUGCGGAGUCUUGGUAUUGAAAAAAUAAAGUCAUGCACAGAACCCAAGCUUCAGGGUUACGUUUCACUCUAUCAGAGCUGGGAAAGUUUUUAUACAAGGAAUCUCUACAGAAGAAUAAGAGAUUGUUGGAACAGACCGAUAUGCAGUGUAGCUGGUGCAGAAAUGGAUAUGUUAGAACGUGUAUCUCCUGAUAAUGGAUGGAACUUCGAAUUAACUGGAAAGACCCAGCAUGUAUUAAAUUUUGGAUCAUAUAAUUAUCUUGGUUUUGCUGAAAAUAAAGGUCCCUGUGCAGAUGCUGUAGAAAAAUCUACAAUGAAGUAUGGCGUGGGAUGUUGUGGAAGUAGGCAAGAAUUAGGUUAUUUAGAAAUCCAUAAACAGCUUGAUGAAUUAGUGGCAAAGUUUCUUGGAGUAGAAGCUGCCACCACUUUUCCUAUGGGUUUUGCCACUAACUCCAUGAACAUGCCAAGCAUUGUGGGAAAGGGAUGCCUCAUUUUAAGUGAUGAACUAAACCAUUCAUCUUUGGUGCUGGGGUCAAGGUUAUCAGGAGCUUCCAUUAAAACGUUCCACCAUAAUGAUAUAGAAGAUUUAGAAAAUAAACUUAAAACUGCAGUAGUCUUUGGACAGCCAAGAACACACAGGCCAUGGAAAAAAAUUCUAAUUGUCGUAGAAGGAGUAUAUAGUAUGGAAGGAUCGAUUGUAAAAUUGCCAGAAGUGGUAGCAUUAAAGAAGAAAUAUAAAGCUUAUGUUUACUUAGAUGAGGCCCACAGUGUAGGAGCCAUGGGACCACAUGGCAGAGGCAUUGUGGAUUAUUUUGGAAUUGAUCCUAAAGACAUUGAUAUUAUGAUGGGAACAUUCACAAAAAGUUUUGGUGCUGCUGGUGGUUAUAUUGGAGGGUCUAAGGAUUUGAUAAACCAUUUGAAGUUACAGUCUCAUGGAUCAAUAUAUUCGUGUACCAUGGCCCCUCCAGUUACACAACAAAUCAUAUCAUCUAUGUCAAUCAUCAUGGGAGCUGAUGGCACUAAUGAAGGUCAAAAAAGAGUACAACAACUGAAAUGGAAUACCAGAUAUUUCAGAAGGAGGUUACACGAUAUGGGUUUCAUUAUCUAUGGAAACAAAGAUUCACCUGUCAUUCCAUUGUUAAUAUUUAUGCCAUCUAAGAUUGCUGCAUUAGGCAGAGAAUGUUUGAAAAGAGGACUUGGUAUUGUGGUGGUAGGAUUCCCAGCCACACCCAUCAUAGAAUCUCGAGCAAGGUUCUGUCUGUCUGCUGCUCAUAAUAAAGAAAUGUUAGACAAGGCCCUUGCAAUAAUAAAUGAAGUUGGUGAUAUGCUAUCUUUGAAAUAUUCCCGAACUAUUCCACCAAGUUUUAGUGAGAAGGAUGUGGAGUUGUUAUUGUGAUUGUUUAGAAGAUGUGUAAACAUGACAGUAGUAAUGGCCUUUUAGAUGUGUUGCCAUGACAUUCAAUAAUUCAUGUUAAUGACGGAUUCUGUAUCAACGGUGUUUGGAUUACAAUGGAAAGUGUUCCGGGAAUCUUUAUAGAGACUACACUAAUGUCAACCAAUCAGAAUCUUGAGAAAUUGUGAAUUGUGUGGAAUGUCAAUCAGAUAAUGUUUUACAGUCCAAAUCAUGGAAUGUUGGUGUAGUUUGAGUGGACAUUUAUCAUAAUCAAUUUGACAAUGUUAUAGUCUGUAUCAUGGAAAAUAAGUAUAGGUUGAGUGAAAAAUUAUCAUAGUACUAUAUAUGUUAGUUAUCUGGUCACAAUAUAUCUCUCAAUAUCAGUGAUAUACAGUUCGUUAAGUCAUGUAGCAAAAAAUUAGUAUUGUCUAUUCUCAUGAAAACAGCAGGGCAGAGAAAAUUGGUCUUGUAAGUCUGAUCUUUGUUAACUGAAAUGAUAGGCAACCUUGAUGAUGUUUUUUCUUGCUAGAAACUUUUUUGUUUUUUCAGCGGAACAAAAGCAAUGGACCUUCACAGAUGUGAUUCUGUGUUCUGUUUCUUUUCAUCUUUAAAUCUGGAACUAAUAAUUUCACUGGACUGGACCAAAUCAAAUUUUACUUCUCCAAUAGUUGAUAAAAUUUGUGAAUGACAGAAUCCAUUUGACUGUGAUGUAAUGUUGUUAAUCAUACAUGAUGCAAAUAUAUAUGUAUCAGUUGUCUUUCAGGAAUUGUUGUACAAUUUUAAAUUUUAUAAUUUAUGAACUUAACCUUUUAACUAUCAUGACUAUCAAAAUAAUUUGAUGUAAUUGUUUAUAGCACAGAUUUUUUACACCUGAAUGCUAGUAUUAUCUAUCCAUCAUCUGUCAUUCAGAUCAUCAUCUUUUCCUUCAAAAGUGUUAUAUCUUUGAAAUGCAAGAAAAUUGGUGCAUCCUACCCAUCAUCACCGACAUCAACAUCAAUUUAACUUAUGGAUGUACUUAGGUGAGCUUAGGUGAAAUUAAGUAAAUCAAGAAUUUUAAAUUGAUACAAUAAGCUGGAAGAGUAUUAGUUAAGGAUGAAAAUAAGCUAAAAAAAAUUGAUAGGUCAUGGAGCUCCUUUUCAAAAUAUUGGAUUUAUAAAAUAUGGUGGGAAAAGGCUGACUUGGACUUUUACCUUGUAUUUUGCAUUGGUAUUAUUUGGGUCUCAAACUAAAAGAAAGAAAAUCAAGAAUCUGCUAAAAUUUUAUCAAAUGUCCUUUUAUGAGCUAUUAAGUCUUAUAUUAAAAGAUAAAUAGGUGUUAUAGGGCAAAAUAUUUUACCUUAUAUCGUCAUGGAAAAACACCAAGGAGUCUGAAUAUCUGACACAAAUUCUAAAACCUCACCUAAGUACAUCCUAAUCACUCAAAAAUAUCAUCUCUCUUAGGUUCAUAAAGAUUCAUCAAAAUUGAAUGUUACAGCUGAAUCUAAUUGUGUUUUAUCUGGUUCACCUUCAUUCAAUGUGUUUAGUGCUAUAUUUUACAAUAUUUAUAUAUUUGAUAUUUACAUUAUAUUCAUAUGCUAUCAUGCAUGAUUUUAUUUAUGCGCCAAGUGUGUCUUUUCCAAGAUCUUUAACAGCUUAAGAAUUCCUUCCUAGUGAAACAAAUCCAGCCAUUUUUGUAUUUACAUGUAUCUACCGAUGCUAAUUUUCUGCCAGGAGUAAACAAAUACAAAUACGUUUUUGGCCUUAUACAAGUUAUAUAUAAACCUUUUUAAAGUUAUCUUCUGGAAAAAUGUCCAUUUAGAAGACCUAUUAAUCUUCAGUGAUGUAAAAAAUGCAAAUUAAUAAGUAUUUAUUUGUUCAUUUGAUUAUAUAUGUUUAAGAUUUAAGCUUAUUGUUUCAAUUGAUAGGCUGAUCUCAGUAUUGAAAAUAAAUAGAGUUAUCUUCCCAUUUACGUGGGUAGUGCCAUUUUGUGAUGGCAAAGUCAAAGUGACUGUGACAAACUCCUUUGGAAAAGUAAAGUUCUCAUGUAUGCUACCAUAUUAUUUUUUUCAAAAAUCUUUAUAUAUUUUUUCAUAUAUUUGCAUUUCUUAAAGUGAAUCUCUAUCCACAUAUCUAAGCUGACUGAGAAAAAUUUACUUUUGAAAUGAGUAUAACUGCUGAUUUCAAUGCUUACAUAUUAAUUGAACAAAUAAUUGUUAACGUAGAAAUUCUUUUUUAUUUUUAAAUGCAUUUAUUAUUUCUUCUCAAAGUUAAAAAUGUCAUUAUUUAUACAGUAUUUUAUUGUCUUCGUUUGUGUAUUAGGUUCUAUAUUUUAUUUUUUAACCAUUAGUAUUUUGUAUUUUUAUAUUACUGGUACCGGUAUAUAGUUAUUACUGGUACCAGUAUCUAGUAUUAGAUAUUUAAGUGCCAUUCAUUUGCCAUUUACAUUAAUCAUCUAAUUUAUUUUUCAUUUCAAUUAUUAAAAACUGCUUGAUAUACGUUUAAUUAUGAUAUGACAGAAAGAUUAAUGUUUACUUGGCUUUUAUCAAAUGCCAUUUUAAUUGACAAUCCAAAGCUUUCAUGUGAUUACCAGUUUUCUGACAGAUUAGAAAUUCUAUUUAUAUUGAGACAAGCUUUUUAGUAAGCUGAUACUUGUUAGAAACAAAACUGCUCAAGUGAGCAUUUAAAUGAAUCUUGCAUGAAGUCACUUUUUUUCAUUUGACCAGUUUUGUGAAUUCAACAACUUUUAAAAGCUUCUGUCAGCAUGAAUAGAAUUUACAACUUUCAGAACAAUGAAACUGAUUAAAACAUUAUUGAUAAUUGGGGUAAACAGUUUCUUUCAGAAAUAGACAUUGUUAAAAUAAAAACAUUGUGUGUGAGGCAUUGUUUAAACUAGUUUUUGUGUGUGUUUAAAUUAGAACAUUGUGUGUGAGACUUUGUUUAAAUUUGUACACUGUGUGUGAGACAUUGUUUUAAUUUGUACACUGUUUGUGAAACAUUGUUUAAAUUUGUACACUGUGUGUGAGACAUUGUUUAAAUUUGUACACUGUGUGUGAGACAUUGUUUAACGAAGUACAUUUUGACUGAGGCGUUGUUUGAUUUAAAUAUGUGUCUGUUUACUGUGACAGUUAGAUAUAGAAUUAUAAGGCUAUAUUUUGAAGUUAAAGCCUUAGAACGGUUGUGAUUGACAAAUUACUGUGAUUUUGAAAGGGUAAAAUUUAGGCACAUUGUGAACUUACUUAUAGUAGUUGGUACCAUUUAUAACAUUCCAAAUUUGCUUCAUACUGAUCAUUUUUACCAUUUUAUAUAAACCCAAGUGGCACAUAGGGAUGACAUCACAACACAUGUAGGUCUUUCUCUAAUGGAAAUAUUCCAGUUUCAGAAUUUUAAGGACUUUUGGCUAUUUUAUUAUUCUUACGUCAAAUUGAAUUUUGAUUAACACCAUAAGUUGACACUCGGGUUUAUGAUAUUGCCACCAAUCAUUUUUUUGUUGUAUGUAAACAAGUACCUUUUAUGAAAAAAUACCCAGAAUACUUCAUAUUCUGAAACAUCCAAUCACAAUUGCUGAAUAUCAAGUAUGUUUUUAAAUCAUCCAAUCACAUUCACUGAAUAUUUAAAAUGUUCAAAAAUGAAUCAGAGCUGUGGUACACAGACAGCAUAUUUCAUCUUGCAUUAUAAAUUAAUUUAUUUAUUAAUCAUCCAUAUUUUUAUUGUAAAUAUUAUUAUUAGUUUUUACUUAUUUACACUUAGUUCUGAAUUAUUAUGUUAAAUUUCAGGUAGUGUUAAGCAUAAUGUUAAUGAUGUAUUUGAAAAAAAUGACAGUAGUUUAAUACUGGACCAGUGUUGACUAGCCCUCACUGUGUACAUGCAACACUGGUUUUGUAAGGCCUUCUGGAAUAGUUUAUGAUUAAAGUUUCCAUGGAUGUGUUGUAAAGUAUAUAGAAAAAAAAUGCAGUGAUUUAUUUUGUUGAAUUUGGGAUGACUAUUGUCACCAAUAAAACAAAAGCGAUGGACACUACUGCUGAUAAUACUGGUGAUUUGAUGAUAAUUUUAAUCUGCUGGUAUAGUGUGGAAACAUUUGAAAUUAUUCCAGUUGUGUUUUUAUGUCAAACUACUUGACUUUUCAUACAUUGUUUAAAUCAUAGAAGAGUCCAAUAUAGUUGUUGUUUCAAUGUUAAGGUUGAUAAGUUGUGUUAAAUGACAUUUUUCUAUGCAUCUGUGUGAAAUUUUUACACAAAAAUAGGAAUAUUUAAAAUUGUUUCUAUUUAAAAAGAUUGAACAUACUUUUCUGUUUGGACACCCUCACCCAGUUAUUUGUAAAAUUAUAUCAAACACUUAAAAAAACAAACUAUCUCAGAACCAAAUGUAUUAAAUUCCUUUUCAAGUGAUCAAAAACAUUUAAUUUUUUUCACUGAAUGAAUGAAUUAGUUCCUUUUCGAUUGUUUUUUAUAAGUUUGUCAAGUUAGGAUUCAGACUUAAUAAAUGUUAAACCUUAUUUAAAAUCUGUCAUAUUAGGAUGAAACUUUAGUAAGAUAUAUUUUGUAUGUGAAAAAAAUUAGUUCUUUAUUGGAACCAAAUAAAUGGACAAAUAAGUGGCUAUGUACUUAAUAAUUGUUAAAUCAUUAAGAUGUGUUUAAACUUAAUUGUUAAAUCAUAAAGAUGUGUUUAAACUUAACCACAGUUAUUGGAAAUAUUUUCAGUUUUGAAAACAAAAAUCUAGAAUUUAUUAAGUUUCAAAGAAUAACGACUUGAGGAUAAACAUAUUCUUCGGUCUUAAAAACUUGUGUGUUAGUACUUGUAUUCAUAGCAUUAAAGAGUUCAAAAUUAUUUUUUCAAUGAUUUUUUAAUUUGUUAUCAAGAAUUACUGGUAGUUAAUAUUGAUUUAUUAUUAUAUUUACAUUUUUAUGACAAAAGUUAAUUAUAAAUAUUAUGCGGGUAUUCUAUAUAAUUAAAAUGACCAAAAUGUUGAUGAAAAUUUAUAGAAAAAUUUAAUUUUGUUAUAUGUUUUUAAGUUUAUAAGGUGUGUUAUUUUUGUUUAGAAUUGUAAUAAUGUUGAGAAUAUUUAUAGAUAUAGUUUAUGUAGAUAUUUGUUUGCUUACAUGAAGUUAUUUGUGAAUGUAUUGAACUAUUCUUUCUUACAGUAGAUUAAUAUGCCAGCUUUGUUUUUUUU